AUGGAGAAAUCCAAGUUCUUUGUGUUCUUCUUCCUACUCUUGUCUGUGUUCUAUUCUGGUUGUGUAUGUGGAAAAAAGUGCACGAACAAACCGACACAGAUUUCGUCCCACAGUUAUCGGUAUGAGCUCUUGUCUUCCAAUAAUGAAACUUGGAGGGAAGAGAUGUUUUCGCAUUAUCAUCUAACUCCAACAGAUGAAUCCGCAUGGGCCAAUUUGCGUCCUCGGAAGGUUUUGAAGGAAGAUGGGGAGGAACUCAGUUGGGCGAUGAUGUAUAGAAGAAUGAAGCAUUCUAAUGAGCAUAAUAAGGGUCAAGAGGUGGGGAAUUUCCUCAAGGAAGUCUCGCUACACAACGUGAGAUUGAACCCACAUUCUUUACACGGUCGUGCUCAGCAGACAAACUUGGAGUACUUGUUGAUGUUGGAUGUGGAUAGCUUGGUCUGGAGUUUUAGAAAGACGGCAGGUUUGCCAACUCUUGGAAAGCCCUAUGGAGGAUGGGAGGACCCAACUUGCGAGCUUCGGGGUCAUUUCGUGGGGCAUUACUUGAGUGCUUCAGCACAAAUGUGGGCUAGCACUCACAAUGACACUCUACAUGGGAAAAUGUCUGCUGUGGUUUCUGCACUUGAUGCCUGUCAGAAGAAAAUGUCCUCGGGUUACCUAUCAGCUUUCCCAUCUGAGCUAUUUGACCGUUUUGAAGCUAUAAAACCAGUGUGGGCGCCAUACUACACCAUUCAUAAGAUCUUGGCGGGCCUUUUGGAUCAAUACAUAUUAGCUGAUAAUGCUCGAGCUUUAAAAAUGGUGGUCAGUAUGGUUGAGUACUUCUACCACCGUAUCCAAAAUGUCAUAUCAAAAUUUUCUAUUGAAAGGCAUUGGCUGUCACUUAAUGAAGAAACUGGCGGCAUGAAUGAUGUCCUUUAUAAGCUAUACAGCAUAACGGGAGAUCAGAAGCAUUUGAUGUUAGCCCACCUUUUUGAUAAACCAUGCUUUCUAGGUUUGCUUGCAGUGAAGGCGGAUAGUAUUUCCGGCUUUCAUGCCAAUACACAUAUUCCAGUUGUCAUUGGAUCUCAAAUACGAUAUGAAAUUACUGGUGAUCCACUUUACAAGGAAAUAGGGAGAUUUUUUAUGGAUAUCGUGAAUUCUUCGCACAGCUAUGCAACAGGUGGAACAUCAGUUGAUGAGUUCUGGUCUAACCCAAAACGCCUUGCAGACACGCUGCAGACAGAGAAUGAAGAAUCUUGCACUACAUACAACAUGCUAAAGGUUUCUCGUCACCUAUUUAGAUGGACCAAGGAAAUGUCAUAUGCAGACUAUUAUGAGCGUGCCCUGACGAAUGGUGUUCUUAGUAUCCAGAGAGGAAGGGAGCCUGGGGUAAUGAUCUACAUGCUUCCUCAGGGCCGUGGGGUUUCAAAGGCCCACAGUAACCUUGGUUGGGGAACAAAGUUCAACUCUUUCUGGUGUUGUUAUGGGACAGGAAUUGAAUCUUUCUCAAAGUUAGGAGAUUCGAUAUACUUUGAGGAGGAGGGAAAACUUCCCGGGCUUUACGUGAUCCAGUUUAUGUCAAGCAAUCUUGAUUGGAAAUCUGGACAGAUUGUGAUAAAUCAGACAGUAGAACCUGUUGUUUCAUGGGAUCCUUACCUUCGUGUCACUUUGGCAUUUUUUACGAAGGAGUUUAUGAAGAGAGCAGGCCAAUCAUCAACAUUGAAUUUGCGGAUUCCACUUUGGACGUAUUCAAAUGGUGUCAAGGCAGCAUUAAAUGCGCAGAUUUUGGAUUUACCUCAGCCAGGACCAGGUAAUUUCCUGUCGGUGAUGAGACAAUGGAGUGCUGGAGACGAAUUGACCCUUCGGCUACCUAUUGGUCUACGGACAGAGGCCAUACAAGAUGACCGACCUGAGUAUGCUUCUAUUCAGGCAAUCCUUUAUGGGCCCUACCUUCUGGCAGGUUUGACUAGUGGUGACUGGGACAUUAAAACAGGAACUGCAAGCUCUCCCUCAGAGUGGAUAACAGCAAUCCCAAAAGCUUAUAAUUCUCAGCUGAUCUCUCUUUCCCAGGUGGUCGGCAAGGUGAAGAUAGUCUUAAUGAACACAAACAAUACUAUCACAAUGGAGAGGUUGCCGGAAUCAGGCACAGAUUCUGCUGUCCAUGCCACCUUCAGACUUAUCGCAAAAGACAAGAAAUCCUCUCAUUUCUCAUCACCAAUGGAUGCUAUUGGCAAAUCUGUUAUGCUAGAGCCAUUUAAUCUUCCUGGGAUGAAGGUGUUGCAACAAGGCCCGAAUAGCAACCUCAUUGUGGCAAGUGCUAUUAGUGACGAAGGGAUGUCCACUUUUAGGGUGGUGGCUGGAUUAGAUGGGAAGGAUAACUCAGUUUCCUUGGAGUCAGAGAGCCAUCAGGGAUGUUUUGUUCAUAAUGGGCUGAACAACAAUGCAGGCACAAGUGCUAAGCUUAGCUGCCAGUCAGGGACGGCCGAUGCUGGAUUCCCACAGGCAGUGAGUUUUAGCAUGAAUAGUGGAAGGAGUGAAUAUCAUCCCAUCAGCUUUGUGGCAAAAGGAGCAAGCCGGAAUUUCUUACUGAUGCCAUUGCUGAGCUUGAGAGAUGAAUCUUACACUGUUUAUUUCAACAUUACAUCUUAGGUUUAGGUAGGUUAGAGGUGCCCAAUGACAUGUAGAAGUUCAAGUGAUCUAAUAAUUUAUAUUUUUCCUUUUCUUUCUUA
Messenger RNA from Telopea speciosissima, 2705 nucleotides. RefSeq lists its product as uncharacterized. The coding region runs from base 1 to 2625 and encodes 874 amino acids. The transcript has 12 exons. The record is from RefSeq and is a predicted model, not a curated record. Gene Ontology annotation, biological process: carbohydrate metabolic process. Lineage: Eukaryota; Viridiplantae; Streptophyta; Magnoliopsida; Proteales; Proteaceae.